Messenger RNA from Arachis duranensis, 855 nucleotides. Its product is annotated as cytochrome P450 71A1-like. The coding region runs from base 1 to 855 and encodes 284 amino acids. The transcript has 2 exons. NCBI's taxonomy places the organism in Eukaryota, Viridiplantae, Streptophyta, Magnoliopsida, Fabales, Fabaceae. Gene Ontology annotation, molecular function: oxidoreductase activity, acting on paired donors, with incorporation or reduction of molecular oxygen; iron ion binding; monooxygenase activity. The record is from RefSeq and is a predicted model, not a curated record.
AUGGAAUUUGUUCUAUCAUCAAUUGUAGAGAAAUUGCAACAUCAACCAAAUUCAGCACUCUCUACCAUAUGUUUCAUAAUCAUAAGUAUCUUGUGUAUUGUUAAGUUCACAAGAAGAAACAAGAAGAUCAAUAACCUUCCACCAUCUCCACCAAAGCUACCAUUAAUUGGAAACCUUCAUCAACUAGGAACACUUCCACACCAAUCUUUAAAGGCACUUUCUAAAAAAUAUGGCCCUCUUUUGUUGCUUCAAUUAGGGCAAACUCAAGCCCUAGUUGUCUCUUCAGCAGAACUUGUUGAAGAAAUAGCAAAAUCACAUGAUGUUGCUUUCUCCAAUAGAGCAAACAAUAAAGCUGCAAGGGUUUUCUUCCAUCAAUGCAACGAGGUUGCUUUUGCACCCUAUGGAGAGGAAUGGAGAAAAAAAAGGAAGCUCUGUGUUCUUGAGCUUCUAAGCACAAAUAGGAUGAUUAUUGCAACAUCAACAAACAUAUCUAGUAGGUGCAUUUUCGGGCAAAGGUUCGAAACCAGUGAUGAUGGUAGAAAAAGCAUUGCUAAGGUUCUGAGAAAGAUGAUGUCACAAUUAACAACACUUGGGGUUGGAGAUUUGUUCCCUUCAUUGGAUUGGGUUGAUGUUCUUACAGGUUUCAUGUCAAGAUUAAAAGUUACUUUUGCUGAAUUAGAUGCGUUUUUAGAAGAGGUUAUUGAAGAGCAUAAGAGAAAGAAAAAUUGUGAUGAUAAUAAUAAAGAUUUCGUUGAUGUACUUCUUCAACUUCAAGAGAGGGACAUGCUUGAGUUUGAGCUCAAUGGAGAUACCAUGAAAUCACUCCUCUUGGUUUGGUUUCAAUUCUCUCUUUAG